Messenger RNA from Carassius gibelio (silver crucian carp), 3824 nucleotides. Its product is annotated as ecto-NOX disulfide-thiol exchanger 1. The record is from RefSeq and is a predicted model, not a curated record. The transcript is spliced from 15 exons. Gene Ontology annotation, molecular function: protein-disulfide reductase activity; RNA binding. Gene Ontology annotation, cellular component: external side of plasma membrane; plasma membrane. Gene Ontology annotation, biological process: ultradian rhythm. The coding region runs from base 271 to 2133 and encodes 620 amino acids. Lineage: Eukaryota; Metazoa; Chordata; Actinopteri; Cypriniformes; Cyprinidae.
GCGCGUGGAAACAGCAGCUGUUCCGUUAGAUGCAGCAGCACCGAAGAGCGACGACGGGCAGCGUUUCGCAUUCCAGCUUCGUUCUCGUUUAUUUCGCGGGAUUAUUACGUCUAAUCACACAGAGUCUCGGAGCAGGCUCGAUUCAGACCGGUUUCUCUGAAUGCUGUGAUGAGUUCCUGAGAGCUUCGUUCUCCCCGGCCGGCUGUCUUGGAAGAGCAAGGGCUCUGUGACAGCAGUGGCACCCACAGAAACAAACACUGACAACGGGCCAUGGCUAGCGCAGACGGCAUCGGCAGUUUGGGAAGCGAGCACAGCCACAUCACUGUUCCCGUGGCUGAUCCUGGCGCCUGGGCCACUGCCAUGAAUAACCUGGGCAUUGUGCCGAUGGGCUUAGCCGGGCAGCAGCUGGUCUCAGACUCCAUCUGUAUACAGGGUUUUGACCCCAACCUUGGCAUCAUCACCCCAAUCAAUCCCAUGAUGGCUGGCAUCAGUCUGGUUCAGCCCCAUCCUGUGGCAGCAGAACUUCCUGUUAUAAAGGAAAUCAUCCACUGCAAGAGCUGCACACUGUUCCCGCAGAAUCCCAACCUUCCUCCUCCAUCCACCAGAGAGAGACCUCCAGGGUGCAAGACAGUUUUCGUUGGUGGCCUUCCAGAGAAUGCAACAGAGGAGAUCAUUAAAGAAGUGUUUGACCAGUGUGGCGAGAUUGUCGCAAUCCGCAAGAGCAAGAAAAACUUCUGCCACAUUCGUUUUAGUGAGGAGUUCAUGGUGGACAAGGCCCUUUACCUCUCUGGCUAUCGGAUGCGCAUUGGCUCCAGCACUGAUAAAAAGGAUUCGGGCCGCAUACAUGUAGAUUUUGCUCAGGCGAGAGAUGACUUGUAUGAGUGGGAGUGCAAACAAAGAUUGCUGGCACGAGAGGAGCGGCACCGACGGAAAAUCCAGGAGGACUGGCUGAGACCUCCAUCACCUCCUCCCAUAAUGCACUUCUCUGAGCAUGAAGCAGCUCUUUUGGCUGAGAAACUGAAAGAUGACAACAAGUUCAGCGAGGCAUCGGCAGUGCUGUUCACGUGGAUCGACAGAGGCGAGGUGAACCGGCGCACGGCGAAUCAUUUCUACUCCAUGAUCCAGUCGGCAAACAGCCACGUGCGGCGCCUAAUGAACGAGAAAGCUCAGCACGAGGAGGAGAUGGAGCUCGCCAAAGAGCACUUCAAGAAUUCCCUGCUUGCCAUUCUCACACAAUUUGAGCAGAUUACGGCUGUGUUCACCGCUGCCACCAGGCAAAAGGCAUGGGACCAUUUCUCAAAAGCGCAGCGCAAGAACAUAGACAUUUGGCGAAAGCAGUGCGAGGAGCUCAGAAAUGCUCAAAGCGAAGAGAUCAUGGGAAUUCGAAGAGAAGAGGAAAUGGAGAUGUCAGAUGAAGACUCGGAGGAAAACCCCUGCAAAAAUAUGAGAAUGGAGGACACAGAGCUGUCUGCGCAGACGUGUGCUCUGCGGGAGGAAAACGACAGUCUGCGCUGGCAGCUGGACGCUUACAGGAACGAGGUGGAGCUGCUGAAGAAGGAGCAGGGAAAGACGUACCGCACCGAGGAGGAUCACACGCAGGAACAACAGCUGCACUUCCUGCAGCAGACCAUGCAGAACAUGCAGCAGCAACUGCUUCGGCUCCAGGAAGAGCUGAAGGGCAAGGAGCAGGAGCUGGAGCAGGCCAAAGAUGAGCAGUGCUACCUAGAGACAGAGGUCCUCAGCCUCAGGGAAAAGCUGUUGAACGCCAUGGAAUCAGUAGAUUUGACAAACCACAAGUCUGAAGGCCAUGAAAAGGGAGUCAAUGGCACCGCAGCAUUCUACCAUCAUCGAGAGAAGAAUAACGAUACGGUCAUCUGGGGUCCUUUGAGAUCAGAGAAAGAGGCUCUCUUGCUCGGAAUCAUAUCAACCUUCCUCCACGUCCACCCAUUUGGAGCCAACAUUGAAUAUCUGUGGUCUUACAUCCAGAGACUUGAUACAAAGAUCUCGGCCGGUGAACUUGAAAGACUAAUGGUCCGGCUGCCCAACAUGUUCCAGCAGGAGUUCAGCGGCGUUGGAGCGACAUUGGAAAAACGCUGGAAGUUCUGUGGAUUUGAGACUCUUAAGUCGGUGUGACUUGCAGAACCACAUGUACUGACACUGAGGCUGCGUGACCUCUGGAGAGCUGAUCUAGAGUCAGUGAGAAGAGCCAAAGCCUCAUAGACAAAAACAACAGGCUCUACACCCCGUACUGCCUCAGAUCCGAUGGCUGCCGCUCUCCAGAGGAAGUGAGACUCCACAUGCGGCGCCGCAUCAGAUGUAUUUACUUGAAAAAGCUCUUUUCAGACUGUGCCAAUUGCGUAAGGUAUCUGUCAGUGGUAUCCUCCCUGAAGACAGGGAGAUAUCCAGGAAUAUCGAGCCUCUCGGUUAAAAAUACAGAAAAUGGGACAGAGAUGUUUGAUCGCAGCCCUCUGCGCCCAUCAUAGCAAGAGUGUGUGUGAAGAUGAUUUCUGCACUGAAAAAUUAUUUAAUUCAUGGUCAGAGUGUUGGAGCUGAUAGACAACGGUUGCACAGCUGAAGCUCUUUGGACAGUUUGCUGUUUCAGGCCUUCCAUGUUGUGUAGAUGAUGUAACUAUGUAACAUGUUCUUUGUGUCUUGAUGCACUGUUGUUAAUGGUCUGCUUAUGGAAAUUACGACUUUUUAAAAAUCAGUUAAACACUUUUUAUCUAAAAUCCAAACCAUUUAAUUGAAGAAAUCAAUGCAUUUACUACAAUCUUAAAAAAAGUACUCCAAUAUUUUUUUUUUCUUUUUUUUUUAAGCUAUGCCAUUGACAAAUGUUCUGGAUUCAUUAACCUUUCAUUAAACAAUUCUUAAAAUACCCAUUUUAUUCUUGGUAUGAAGAAACUUAUUUCAUUAUAAAGAACCUUUUGUGAAAUGGAAUGUUAAAGCUUCUUCAUUAAAACAAAAAUGCCAAUAUUUUUAAGAGUGCAAACUGCUUUGGGCGACAUUCCAGAACUUUGUUGUUGUUUUGGACUACUGAAAAUCCCUAAAUGUCAUUCCAGUGGCCAAUUUGAUUCAAAUUCAACCUUGUGAAUUGAAAGGCAGCCAUUUUUUGCCCAACCCUGUUCCUAGUUGCAUCUCUGAAUGUGUCAAAGCUGCCUCAAAGUGUUGUGUCUGACAUGUUUUUGAUUUAUGUCUGGGAUAAACAACUGAACUCAUCUGCCAUGAAUGUGGAGCUGAACCUCCUUAAUCACCCAGAAUAUAACAAGCUGUGAAUAAUGAAUGAGAGGGGAGGAGAAUGCUGCUCUGUGCGUGUAUAAUGUGAUCUAUUUGCUAUUUACAUCAGCCUCUGAGAUGCUGUUAGCAACAUAGUAGUGCAUUUGAGACCAUCUAAGCCAUUUUCAUAGUUGCUUGUAGCAGCAGUGGCAUUAUUUGAGGCUGUUGAAGUAAGGAUUAAAGAUUAUGGUGCUGUAAGACUCAGGACACUGCACUUUUAAAGCAAUGUAAAAUCCAAUGUUAAAGGAAUAAAGAAAACAAUUGUGUUUAUUAAAUAAAAAAUCAAUUGGCACCCCUCUACCAAAGCUAAAAUCUCCAAUAUGUGCCUUUGCUGGCAGCCAUCAUGUGUCAAAUUCUGGGCUACACUCAUAUUUAAACUUUCCAAUAGCAUUUUUUUUGCAUGAUAGACUAACUUUUAAAGAAAAGCUUUGGCAAAAACAAAGUUGUCAGAUGAAUUUUGAAAAAUAAUUGGCAAAUGCUUGUUUUUUAAAAUGCAAUUACAAAUGUACAAUGUCAAAGUAGCAAUGUAAAUAAUAAAAAGCCAGUAAGGA